Hyaloscypha bicolor E is the source of this 1734-nucleotide messenger RNA. Its product is annotated as FAD/NAD(P)-binding domain-containing protein. Bases 1 to 1734 code for a protein of 577 amino acids. Gene Ontology annotation, molecular function: NADP binding; N,N-dimethylaniline monooxygenase activity; flavin adenine dinucleotide binding. Lineage: Eukaryota; Fungi; Ascomycota; Leotiomycetes; Helotiales; Hyaloscyphaceae. The record is from RefSeq and is a predicted model, not a curated record. The transcript has 3 exons.
AUGGACCACAUGAACGUAGUUAUCAUUGGAGCAGGAUGGUCUGGCCUAACCCUCGCCAAAACGUACAUCCAAGCUCAUCCAGAUGUCGACCUCACCAUUCUUGAAGCUGCGGACUCCGUGGGUGGAGUAUGGGCGAGCCAUCGCCUUUACCCAGGGCUUCGAACGAACAGCAUCCUGGGAUCUUAUGAGAACCCCGACUUUCCCAUGACCGUAGAUAAGUUCGGAGUCAAGCCUGGCGAGCACAUUCCGGGAACAGUUGUUCAUCAAUACAUGACAGACUUCGCCAAAACAUUUGACAUCUGGCGUCGAAUCCGUUUCCGUACCAAGGUUGAAGAGAUUCAGCAGGCAACAAAUGGACGAUGGAUCCUCACUCUCACCACUUCUCAAUCCAACGAUGGGAAAGAGGAAACGUUAACGAAGAAAAUUGCUGUUGAUAAACUGAUCUUUGCCAUUGGCGUUACUGGAAAUCCGAACAUGCCUGAUAUGCCGGGAGCAGACACCUUCGAUGCACCUCUGUUUCAUGCUAAAGAUUUUCUCCAGAAGAAGGAACUUCUGAGGACAGCCAAGAAAGUUGUUGUUUAUGGUGGCUCGAAAUCUGCGUGGGAUGCUGUUUAUGCAUAUUCUACCUCUGGAAUACAAGUUGAGUGGGUGAUCAGAGAAUCGGGAGGAGGACCCUGUUGGAUGUCUCCCAUACUGGUAACUCCUCUGAAAAAAUGCUUGGAGCACCUAGUCUUGACUCGGUUCUUGACCCUGUUCAAUCCUACUUUCUUAGGAAACAACGACGGAUACGAUUUCUGGCGUCGUCUCCUUCACGGCACCGUACUAGGUCGAUGGUUUGUAGGCAAGUUUUGGGGCACCUUGGAGGGUGAUGUCGUGCAAUUGAAUGGAUUCGACAAAGAUCCCGAAAUCAGGAAGCUCAAGCCCUUGUUCCCGGCCUUCUGGAGUGGACCUAGUCUCAGUAUUCUCAAUUAUCCAACAGACUUCUUUCAAUACGUCAAGAACGGCACAGCACGAAUCCAUUAUGCUGAUAUUACACAUCUCACACGGCACACAGUACACCUCUCGACUGGUGAAGCACUUAAAGUCGACGCUCUUCAUUGCUCAACUGGAUGGAAACACGAACCCCCGAUCAAGAUUUCCCCACCAUCACUCGCCGCCAAACUGGGGCUUCCGACUAAUUCCGACGAAUCCCGCACCGAUCUCACUCGAGUGGCAGAUACUGAGAUCCUCGAACGCUUCCCAAGUUUGAGAGAUCAACCCCAAGUAACAGCAAAGAGGCAUGCCGUAGAUGUAAAAAGCCGAAAAACGCCGUACCGGCUCUACAGGUACAUGGUACCACCUGCAGCAACCUACGAAAGGAAUUUUGCCAUCGCUGGUGCCGUACUCUCACUCGGCUCUGCGGUAAAUGCUCAAAUGCAAGCUUUGUGGAUAACUGCAUAUUUGGACGGCUCACUCCAGCUUCCCAAAUCGAUGGAUGAGAUCGAGUACUCCACCGAGCUCUCAACACGAUUUGGACACUGGAGGUAUCCUGCCGACUAUGGUGAUCGGCAUGCUACGCUAGCUUUUGAUUCUCUUCCGUACUUUGACGAGUUGCUCAGGGAUUUGGGAUUGAAGUUCCAGAGGAAGGGUAGCUGGUGGAGGGAAUUGUUAGAAGAUUAUCGUCCGGCCGACUACAGGGGUAUUGUUGACGAAUGGAUCGAUCUGCAGGGGACGGUAUUGGGUAGGGAGGAGUAA